GGAAAAAAAACCCGACGGAGAAGCGAGCGGGGCUCGCGGGGGUUGCGCAGGAAUCGGCCCGGCGCAGCGGGAAGUUUCUGGGAGGAGAGCAAGAGCGAAGCAACCUCGGCUCGCUCUCCGGCCAUCUGCCCGUCUCUCUCUCUCUCUCCCCGCGAGCAAAGUUGCCUCGUCUUUCCUCCGCCUCCUUCCGAAGCCAGCUGCCGUGCGUGCCGGCGGGUGCGAACGAUUCGGGCACCGCAGACCCGGAGCGCACAUGGGAAGGCGAGCGAGCCCGAUGCACGCGUGACAGAGCGGGAGCGAGAGACGAGACGCUCCCGCCAAGAAUACCCGGCAGGUCAUGGCAGGGCAGGGCUGCGACCGGGGCUGCUGUGAGGUAGAAAUCCCAGCGUGGGUGCGGGAAGCAGAAGUGUGAGCCGAGCUCGAGCCGAGGCGGAAAGAAUCCCCCCCUUGGGCGAGAGCAGCGAAGGGAGGGCGCCGCCGGAGCAGCUGCCAGUCGCUUCACCAUGGAUUGCAGCCGCCUCAGGACUCUUAUUAAUAGAUACUGUGCUGGGGAAGAGAACUGGGUAGACAAUCGGACAAUUUAUGUUGGGCAUCGUGAACCCCCUCCAGGUGCUGAAGCAUACAUUCCGCAGAGGUAUCCAGACAACAGAAUAGUCUCAUCAAAGUAUACCUUUUGGAACUUUAUACCGAAAAACCUAUUUGAGCAGUUCCGAAGAAUAGCAAACUUCUACUUUCUUAUCAUUUUUCUUGUACAGUUAAUUAUUGACACGCCAACCAGUCCAGUGACAAGCGGGCUGCCACUUUUCUUUGUCAUCACUGUAACAGCUAUAAAACAGGGAUAUGAAGAUUGGCUUCGUCAUAAAGCUGACAAUGCAAUUAAUCAGUGUCCGGUUCAUUUUAUUCAUCAUGGCAAACUGGUUCGAAAGCAGAGCCGCAAACUAAGAGUUGGAGACAUUGUGAUGGUGAAAGAAGAUGAAACAUUCCCCUGUGAUUUAAUAUUAUUGUCAAGUAGUCGAUCAGAUGGCACAUGUUUUGUUACAACAGCAAGUUUGGAUGGUGAAUCGAGUCAAAAGACAUAUUAUGCGGUCCAGGAUACAAAGUCUCUUCACGAUGAACAAGAUAUUGACAAACUACAGGCUACCAUUGAAUGUGAACAGCCUCAGCCUGAUCUUUAUAAAUUUGUUGGCCGGAUAAAUAUUUACCAUGAGAGUAAUGAGCCAAUUGCAAGGCCACUGGGAUCAGAAAAUGUGCUUCUUAGAGGAGCUACCUUAAAGAACACAGAGCACAUCUUCGGUAAACUUUGCCUAUUGAGACACUGACUAAAAGCAACAUCUUUUAAUGUAGCAUCUCUUGUUCAAAAACAAAGAGACCAACAAACAGCUAUUUUGAGUUGAAAGCAAGGUUGUCAAUAUGAAAUCCUAAAUUAUUCAGUGGUCUGGGUGGUGAGAGGAGAUGGUUCUGCUUUUUGUCAAUUUCCAUUUGCUACUUUUUGCAAUGUUUAUGAAGUAUUUUCUUCAGAAGUUGUAUUCAGCAGGUUCU
Thamnophis sirtalis is the source of this 1539-nucleotide messenger RNA. NCBI's taxonomy places the organism in Eukaryota, Metazoa, Chordata, Lepidosauria, Squamata, Natricidae. The record is from RefSeq and is a predicted model, not a curated record.